AUGAUUUGUAGCAACUGUAUUAAUGAGCUUACGAUAGCUUACCAGUUCGUGCUUAAAUGCGAAGCGUCCGAUAAGGCACUACACUCCUUUCAUACAAGUUAUUUUGAACAAAUUCAACCAAAAAUCGAAAUAGACAUCGAACUUGAAGACAUUAAAAGGGAAUUGAAUGAUCACGAUAAUUAUGACCAUUUCCUAUCUGAUGAAGUGCCUAAUGAGGUUGCAACUGGCGAAAUUAAAAGCAAACGGAAGGAAAGAGUUAGAAAAAAAUGCAAGAGAAACAAAGUUGGGCCAAUACAGUGUGUUAUUUGUGGGCUGCUUGUCACUAGCCCGUCAGCUAUGCAAAAUCAUAUGCGCACACAUACUGGUGAAAAACCAUUUAGUUGCUCAUUCUGCGACUCCAAAUUUCCCACCAAAGGUUCUUUAAAACGACAUAAUGAUACUUACCAUGCUGAGCGUGAAAGAAAAUUCACUUGUGAAACAUGUGGCAAUAGCUUUUUUAGAAAAAAUGACAUAAUAACACAUAUGAGGGUGCACUCUGGUGAAAGACCAUACGUGUGUCCAUUCUGCUCUAAGCGGUUCCGGCAAGUGGCGUCUCUUAUCCGGCACAAAAGGACACAUACUGGUGAAAAACCUUAUUCAUGUCCAAUAUGUGAUAAGAAAUUUGCUGAUAAAAAUCUUGUGCGGAAACACCAAAGUGUGCACAGUGAUGAGAAGAAUUUCAGCUGUCACCUAUGUAACAAAUCUGUAAAAUCUAAAACUGCAUUAAAUGCUCAUUUAAGUCUACAUACGAAUGAAAAACAGAAUAUCUGUAGUUUCUGUGGCAUGGCAUUUUCAAUGAAAGGUAAUCUGCAGACACAUAUUAGGAGGGUGCAUUCAGAGAGGUCUGGACAAUGCACUGUGUGUUUAAAGACAUUUUCAGACCUAGAGGUUCAUAUGCGUAAGCACACUGGAGAGAAACCUUUCAUAUGUGCUUCGUGCAGUCAAGCAUUUGCAACAAAACGAAGUCUUGCACAUCACAUGGUGUUUAAACAUGAAAAUGCCGCAAAAUUCAAAUGUUCAAUAGGCGAAUGUACAAAAUCAUUUCCAACAGCAACAAUGCUGGAGUUUCAUCUGUUAAAGCAGCAUACUAAUCACACACCAUACAUUUGCCAGUAUUGUUCCAGAGGCUUCUUUAGAACAAGUGAUCUCUCACGACACCUUAGAGUCAGUCACUUAGAUGUCCCGAUGAAGUCAACAUCUUUGAAACCUUUAGUUGUGAAGCCAUGUACAUUACAGUAUUCUUAA
Messenger RNA from Parnassius apollo (apollo), 1284 nucleotides. NCBI's taxonomy places the organism in Eukaryota, Metazoa, Arthropoda, Insecta, Lepidoptera, Papilionidae. The record is from the annotation of a GenBank genome assembly.